This is a messenger RNA of Fusarium keratoplasticum, 681 nucleotides long. RefSeq lists its product as uncharacterized. NCBI's taxonomy places the organism in Eukaryota, Fungi, Ascomycota, Sordariomycetes, Hypocreales, Nectriaceae. The record is from RefSeq and is a predicted model, not a curated record. Bases 1 to 681 code for a protein of 226 amino acids. The transcript is spliced from 4 exons.
AUGUUGUUGCAGAUUCUUCGCUUCACGCUCCCAACUUCCACCACAAUCUCAAGCACUGCAUUCUCGAGCAUCAGAAAAGCUGUGGCAACAGCUGGCGCUCAGAUCCAGUACUUUGGCUACUCGGUGCAAACUCGAGCGGCGCCCCUGCCCAAGAAGAAGCAUGAAGUGUCCUGGAUAAUCCAAUGGCCGGAUAACUUGGACCUGUCUCAGCGACCCGCUCUCAGAGAGCCUUUCGAUGAGCUGUCGCAGAACAGCGCCACGAGCUUUCUGGUCGAGGUUGUGCAUGACGACCCAAAUAAUCUGCUGACCGCGUUGAGAGCGCCUAUUUGCGAAGUGGUCGCAAUGAGAAUGAAACCGAACGCGGCUCUUUCGGUUCCUCCACUUGAGACAUCGAUGCACAAGACGUAUACCGACUGCUACCAGAUGCAAGGCUUUGUGGGAGGCGAUUGGGGCUAUGCGGUCAAUACUAACUCUACUGGAGGCGGAGAUGUGGAUUUGGUUGAAGGGCGGCUCCAAGGUGAGCAACGCAGGCUUGCGAUAUACUUUCUCGGAUGGGAGAGUGUCGAGCUCCACGAGGAUGCUGGCACUACUGCUAUAUUUGCCGAGGAGAUGGACAAGCUGGGGCCGUGGAUGGAAAAGGAGAGCGGCGCGUGGUAUGUCACGCUCAAGAAACAUGAGUAG